This is a messenger RNA of Stylonychia lemnae, 1173 nucleotides long. The record is from the annotation of a GenBank genome assembly. Lineage: Eukaryota; Ciliophora; Spirotrichea; Sporadotrichida; Oxytrichidae.
AUGUAAAUCAUAGAAUGUUUGCAGCUACAAGUACUAGCUUUUAAGUAAUAUAAUAGUCCAAGCAAACAUUUUUAGAAAAAAGAUUUAGUAAUUCACAAGGCUCAACAUCUCAAAGAAAAGCCACAAAAGGACUUUGCUUAUACCUUUGGAGGUAUCUCAACUGAUUACAUGCUAGACAUUGAUUACGAUGCAGAUAACGGUGGAUGGAAGAACCCUGUAAUUAAGGCAAAUGAGCCAUUUAUGCUGGACCCUGCAAACGCCACUCUCCAAUAUAGUAUUGAAUGCUUCGAGGGUAUGAAAGCAUACAUUACCGUAGACAAAAAAGUCGCUUUGUUCAGACCUGACAUGAACUUUAAGAGAAUGAACACCUCUCACAAGUAAUUGGGGCUACCAGCUUUUGAUGGAGAUUAGAUGACUGAAUGUUUGAAGGAAUUAGUUAAGAUUGAAAAGGAUUGGAUUCCAGAUAGACCAAUGCAUUCUCUUUAUAUAAGACCAACUUCAAUUUGCAUGGACAAUAAAUUAGGGUUAUCUAGUGUUAAGAAAUGCAAGACUUUCGUUGUUUUAUGUCCAGUUGGUCCUUACUACCCAAGAGGAUUCUAGCCAGUUAAGUUGUAUUGCGAUACUUAAAUUGUAAGAGCUUGGCCAUAAGGAUUUGGAGAUAAGAAGAUUGGAGGAAAUUACGCACCUGCACUUAAAACUUAAAGAAAGGGCCAUGAGCUACAUGGAGCAGAUUAAGCUCUCUGGCUCCUUCAUGAUUACGUGACUGAAGUAGGUACUAUGAAUUUUUUCGUAUUCUGGAAGAAUGAGCAAGGAGAGGACGAGUUGAUAACUCCACCUCUUGAUGGCACCAUCUUGCCAGGAGUAACCAGAGAUUCCAUUCUGACAAUUUGCAGAAACAAAAACCAAUUUAAGGUCUCAGAGAAGCCUUUCAAAAUCCAGGAAUUGAUGAAAGCUUGCACAGAAAAGAGAGUUUAUGAAGCUUUUGGAGCAGGAACAGCCGCUAUUGUUAGUCCCGUCAAAUAGUUCGUUUAUGAUAACGUUAACUAUGAGAUUCCAAUCGAUGCAUAAUCUGGAGCUGGCAAACUUACUCAUGAAAUCUUGCAAACCAUCACGGAUAUUCAAUAUGGAAGAACCAAAGGACACCAAUGGAAUAUUGAAGUUUGCAACAUUUGA